GGAGCUGCUCCGGGGCUAAGUGCUGGAGUUUCCUGGCUUACAGGGCUCCCUGCCUCCCUGAGCAGCCCCCUCAUUAAACCACCCUUUUUAACAAUCUCCUUCAGCCUCUCUGCCCUGAGACCUUCAUUCUCCAGGGGGCUGCUAUCAGCCUCUGAUUCGGGAACAGCUGCCUCUGAUUCUCCCCCAACAGCUUCUGAGUGCUUCCUCAGCAUGAACUGCAUCUCAGACUUCUUCACCUAUGAGACCACCAAGUCAGUGGUGGUCAAGAGCUGGACCAUUGGGAUCAUCAAUCGAGCCGUGCAGCUUCUCAUCAUCUCUUACUUUGUGGGGUGGGUGUUCUUACAUGAAAAGGCAUAUCAGGUACGGGAUACAGCCAUCGAGUCUUCAGUGGUGACCAAGGUGAAGGGCUUUGGACGUUACGCCAACCGAGUCAUGGAUGUAUCUGACUAUGUGACCCCACCCCAGGGGACCUCUGUCUUUGUGAUCAUCACCAAACUGAUCAUCACUGAAAACCAGAGGCAAGGAUUCUGCCCAGAGAGUGAAGAGAAACACGCUUGUACCACGGACCGGGACUGCCGGGCUGAGAGCUUCACCGGGGGAGGUAUUCUCACUGGCCGCUGCGUGAACUAUAGCUCGAAGCUGAAAACCUGUGAGAUCCAAGGCUGGUGCCCUGUGGAGGUUGACACAGUGAAGAUGCCUGUCAUGAUGGAAGCUGAGAAUUUCACCAUCUUCAUCAAGAAUAGCAUCCGUUUCCCUCUCUUCGACUUUGAGAAGGGAAACUUGUUACCCAACCUCACCUCUGCAGACAUAAAGAAAUGCCAUUUUCAUCCCGAAACUGCCCCCUUCUGUCCCAUCCUCCGGGUGGGCGACGUGGUCAAGUUUGCAGGACAAGAUUUUACCAAGCUCGCCAAUACAGGAGGAGUCCUGGGCAUUAAGAUCGGCUGGGUCUGUGACCUGGACAGGUCCUCAGAUCAAUGCAUCCCCAAAUACUCCUUCACUCGGCUGGAUGGAAUCUCUGAGAAGAGCAGUGUCUCUCCUGGAUACAACUUCAGGUUUGCCAAGUAUUUUAAAAUGGAGAAUGGAAGUGAGUAUCGGACACUCCUGAAGGCAUUUGGCAUCCGUUUUGAUGUACUGGUAUAUGGAAAUGCUGGCAAGUUCAACAUCAUACCCACCAUCAUCAGCUCUGUGGCAGCCUUUACCUCAGUGGGAGUGGGCACAGUCCUCUGCGACAUCAUCCUCCUUAACUUCCUGAAGGGCGCAGACCAGUACAAAGCCAAGAAGUUCGAAGAGGUGAAUGAGACCACCCUGCGAUCGGCGACUUCUACCAACCCCAUGUACCCCAGUGAUCAGACCCUGGAGGGCAGAGAGGAAAAGCAAUCCACAGACUCCGGAGCCUUCUCCAUUGGUCACUAGGAGCCUCCAGUUAAUCAUUAAUCUUAUCCCCUAAAUCUGUACCUCAGAACAGUGGAUGUUCCACUGGGGAGGAUGGGGAAAGGGGAACGGCAAGGACCCAGACCUGGUUCCCAGACCUCCCGGCGUGCCAAUAGGCAAUGCUUCCUCCUGCGGCUGCGUGCGUUCUCCCGGAGAGUUUGUCACUCCCCUCGCCAAGGCUUCUCCAUCCUCCUCCUCCUCCCAUGUCAGAGGCUGAAGUCUUCAUCCCACUGCCCAAGAACUCUCUUGAUCCUCCUAUUGCAUAUUCGCUUGUGUAGAAUUCUCUCUUUGAUGUGACUGGGAUGUUGUUUUCUGGGUAUCCACACUAAAUGUCAUGAGUUCAUCGUGGAAAGGAAUAGAUAAUGAAAAAAGAAGAAAAACCGGUGCUCAAGGUGGACCCCUAGAACAACAAGGAGUUUGUCGAUGUUUUCCCACCUUCUACUUUAGGUCAUUCCCUUAUUUAGGGAGCUUUAGUUCCUCCUUUUUGCCUCCAGGAUAACAUGCAAAUUCCUUCCCAGCUUUAUUUCAGAUUAUUCCCUUUUACAUCUAUCACAAGUAUGGAUGGAUGAGGCUCUUGCCUCAACUUGUCUCCCACUUCUGGUCCUUCUAGGGCUCCAUGUAGAACACACUCCCUGAGCAUCUCACUAUUUUUGCUCUUCCUUCAAUGCUCAUCUUACGGGACACCUCACCAGGAAGCCUCCCUUGAUUCCCCUUUCCCCAGCACCGGUACUUUCUCUCCCCUCAUAUUAUCUUGUAUUUACUUAACCACAUGCAUGUUGCAUCCCUCGGUAGAACGUGAGCUUCUCGAGGGCAAGGACUACAUCAUCUUUGCCUUCAUAUAGCCACUUUAUAGCACAGUGACUCGCACAUUAGAGCGACUCAAUAAAUGUUUGUUGCAUUGAAUUA
Antechinus flavipes (yellow-footed antechinus) is the source of this 2337-nucleotide messenger RNA. RefSeq names its product purinergic receptor P2X 3 (gene P2RX3). Gene Ontology annotation, biological process: response to ATP; monoatomic cation transmembrane transport. NCBI's taxonomy places the organism in Eukaryota, Metazoa, Chordata, Mammalia, Dasyuromorphia, Dasyuridae. Gene Ontology annotation, cellular component: nuclear inner membrane; plasma membrane. Gene Ontology annotation, molecular function: ATP binding; purinergic nucleotide receptor activity; extracellularly ATP-gated monoatomic cation channel activity. Bases 211 to 1413 code for a protein of 400 amino acids. The transcript is spliced from 12 exons. The record is from RefSeq and is a predicted model, not a curated record.